Messenger RNA from Mixia osmundae IAM 14324, 6838 nucleotides. RefSeq lists its product as uncharacterized. Lineage: Eukaryota; Fungi; Basidiomycota; Mixiomycetes; Mixiales; Mixiaceae. Gene Ontology annotation, molecular function: nuclease activity; DNA-binding transcription factor activity, RNA polymerase II-specific; RNA polymerase II cis-regulatory region sequence-specific DNA binding. The record is from RefSeq and is a predicted model, not a curated record. Gene Ontology annotation, biological process: regulation of transcription by RNA polymerase II. Bases 477 to 6686 code for a protein of 2069 amino acids. The transcript is spliced from 10 exons.
ACCUGUUCCAUGACUGCAUCCAGCACCUGUCUCUACUGAGACAUGCACAGCACGGACCAUGUGCUCUCUGCCCGACAUGAGACGCUUGUUGAUCACUUUGACAGCGUACAUCUUGCCCGUCUCGAUAUGCACGGCCUCUGGACGAGCAGCAUGAGCCUACAUGAGCAUCUUGCAACCUAGCCGACCAGUCGAGCAUACGUUUGACGACGGCAUAGGUGCCCUGACCGAGAACCUGCCCAGUCUUGUACUGCACACGUCAAUGCAGUCAGAAGAGAGUCAUGAUGUCGUGCUGGCGCCGAUGAGGGCCGCUCGUCGACUUGGAGGAAGCCACUGACCUGACAUGGGACUGUUGAUGGUGCCAUGAUGAGCCAGCUGAGCAGUCCAGUAGCGAGUAGUCGAGUUGCCGGUACGCGGUGCGGUGCGCGUGCCAAAGUGCAAGCAAGCAAGCAAGCAAGCAAGCCAGGAGUCAGCGGCCAAUGGCAGCACCAGACGCUGAGUACGGCGUCUACCGCAUUCUCGAAGCUGGCGUCCAAGGUCUAUCACAAUUCGUACACGAGCGCAAGCUAGUCCGUGAGGCGCCUUUAGCAUCCCUCAAGGAUGCAAGACUGGGCAUAGACGCGGAUCAUUACAUCAGAGGUCUUCUGGAUGCGUCCAGAGCACGAGAGCCAUUCGUCGCAGCGAUUGGCGGCGCACCCCAAGCGCUCAUUAGCCAAUUCGAGCAGGAGCUCAGGCUGCUCGAGAUGCACAAGAUCAAGCCCGUCUUUGUCUUCUCUGGCGUACCCUACCUUGGCAAGGAGCGGCCCUUUGCAAAGGACAACGUUCGGGCACAGAAGCGCUUCCAGGGAUGGGCAGGCUGGGAGAAGAGCAACGCCGAUUUGGCCAAACAGAUGUUCAGCGAGAGCGACUCUAUCCUCGCGCCAAACGUACUCAGACUCAUCUUCAGACUCUUCAAACAACGACAUGUCGAGUACAUCGUUGCACCCUAUGCCGCCACUGCGCAGCUCGUCUACCUCGAACGACACCAGAAAGGCUACGUCAACGCGCUCUGGGGCACGACGGAUCUCUUCCUGUACGACAUUGACCGCAUCAUCCUCGAUAUGGAUCUCAAAGGCGACACGUUCACUUUUGUCUCGCGCGCAAGCAUCUGUGAAGCUCUCCAGCUCACUGCAGAUCAGUUGCUCGACUUUUGCAUUCUAGUGGGCUCAGAGGUCUCGCGACCGUUUCCCGUUCUCGCGCCUGAUGCACCAUUCAGACAAGCCCACGACUUCAUGCGACAGUAUCGCUCAGGCACAAGUAUCGUCAUGAGCUUCGCCGAUCACCCGCUCGUGCGAGCGGAGAACUACCUCGAUCUGUUCUGUCGCGCGCAAACGCUCGUUCGCCAUGCACUCGUUCUGUCUGCCGAAGAAGGCCGCGUCAUGCCCAUCGGUAUGGCAAGGAUACCUCCCGCACCUCUACCACCGCCAACAGGUGCAGACGUUCCCUCGGAUCUACAUGAAGUCUUUUCGCAUCGAUUACCGGACGAGUUGUACUAUCACAUGUGCCGCGGCCUCAUCACUGCGCCGCCGCUCGCGGUGCUGACCGAUGGUGCAUGGCCUGAGCCAGUUCCGCUGUGCGGAGGCGAGACUGACGAUUACAAGCGCUUUGUCAAAGACUACCUCAUGGAGAGUCCACAAGGCCCACGAUGUGUCUCGCUCGCAUUGCUCACGUCUGUGCUCAAUUCGUACUGGAGCAAGAAACCCUUGAUGGCGGUAUACUACUUUAACCCAAAGGGCUCGCCAAUCCCGCACAACUCUAGAGAGACGGUAGCUAUCGUGGAUCGCACCGCUGGCUGGAACGUCAACAUGAGCGUCAUCGACGAUGAGCUACGACGGCAGAGCUCUUCGACCAUUGACAUCCUCCUCUGUCUCGGCGCCACGUCAACAAACAGUCUAGCAGCACGCACGAAGACAUCUCCUGGCGAAAAGCCACUUGAUAAGAAGGAUGAGAUUGUGGCCAAUGUUCUGUGGCGCUUCCUCGAAAUGCGUAGUCUGCUCACUUCAUCACACCAGCAUACGCCCUACGCCAAAGCACUCCUCGCAUCUCUCAAGCUAGCAAAAGUCAACGACAAGUUCCAGGAGCCACUCUACCUCGCAAUCGAGCUCAUCCGUGCCAAUGUACUUCACGGCGGCAAGUACGGUGGUCGUACCUGGUCAGGCGGGCCCAUAGCGACCACAGAAGCCGAAAAGCGCAAUAUGCUUCUCUUCAUGCGCUCCGUCAGCAUUGUCCCAAUGAGCUAUCUAAACGAAAGUUACCGAGCGCAGCUAUCGCGCGAACUGAUCGUCUUCAACUCCUUCCUGACUGCCAUGUCACGAUCGCUCAGGACAAUGAUCGAAUGCACAGUCGUCCACUUGCUUCUGCACGGCGACGGCAAACGAGUGCGAGACGACUUCCUCGAGAUCUCACUCUCAUUACCCUUCCAAUGCGACACUUCGACUGGCACAGGUAUAAUGCUCAAAGGCUACGUUGACGCCGUGACAAAGAUUGCAAGUCUACAAGGCGUCGAUACAGCUUCCUUCCGUGUGCCCAAGACAGGCAGCAAGGGUGACCUUACGUACGACGAGAGCGAUGCGGGCAAAUCGAUCAAGGAUCAGGUCAAGUCUAUGCUCGUUGCCAACUUCACGACCGUCAAGAACGUCACGGCCGAGCUUGACCGCGCCUUCCGCUUCUGGCACUGCCUCUUGCAAGCGGUCACGGUGCUCAAUGAGGAGAAGGUGAUUCCCAAGGAGCUCUAUGAGCAUGCCGACUUUGCAAGGCACGUCUCGACCAGACCCGGCUUUGCGCGUCUCCCUCUACCUCGCGCCUGCAGCCCGGUGUGGCAGCCGAGGCGCAUCUACCGGUCGCAUACGAUUGCACAGCUUGCACUCGAGGCAGCGAUGACGACGACACACCAGCUGACGCUACCUAGUGGCUUCGGCCACGCAGAUUUGCCGCUAGACCGCGUCAAGUCGCCAACGUCCAGCCAGCGCGACCAGGUCAAGGCCGUUUUCGCCAUGCAAGAGUCGAAUCAGACUACGGACGAAGCUGAAGGCCCCUUUCUGCCGGAAGAUGAGGUUUUUGUGCCUAUCGAUGGAUCUACAGAAGACGCUGGCUCGGAAGAAGAUGAAGGAGAAGCAAUGGAUGAAGUCGAUCAGAUGCGAACGCCUUCGCUUGUUCACUCUACAAGGGCGAGCAGAUCGACGCGUCAGGCUGGCUAUUCAUCAAGCUCUUGUCCACCUUCGUCCGCCCUGGCGGGACAGCAUGAUCGCGCUCGCCGAGCAAUGCUGACGAGCAGCAGCCCGAUGGUACAGACUCCGCUGCAGCAUCAAAAUCAUCCUCAGGCUCGACCUGACGUGCCAUCCUACCCCGGACACGAGCCGAGCGCUCAGAGCAAAGAAACGAAGACAUUCCAAUUCCCGGCUGCCCAUUAUCAACCGACGCAUAUGCUCGCCCGCAAUCAGCCUGCACCACGCGCGACCACACCGAUGCCUUCGCUCGCCGACGGCACUGAUCUGGAAGAAAAUGUUUUCGAUUCUAUGCGCGCCCCGGCCAUGCGAGGCCCGGCUCCCUCUGCGAACAGCCUGAUCAAGUCGAAUACCUCCGCCGAGACUGGCGAGCCCUCUGCCCUCGAACGGGCACUACAGAUGGGCCUCUCAGUCGAGCAAUAUCAACAAGCGAAAGAACGCAUCACGCGCUUCCUCGCCGGGGACGGCAAGAAGGGCGUCUCGCCAGAGACGAACCAUUCAUAUAGUACAAACGCAGAUGUCGCGCUGCAGAGAGCAGCUGCCACUGCUCAUGCGGUACAUGGCUUCGCUAGGUCAAGCCCAAGUAAGCCACUCGGCGCUGCCAAACACACGCACACCAAGUCGAAGCUCAGUCUGAGCAAGAGCCGUCCCCGGCGACUAGACGACGAGCUGAUUCACAAGGGUAGGCUCGACUCUGCCUUCACACUGAAGUCAAAGAACGGACAAGAUGACGGAGUGCCAACGACGCCCUCGUUCCCGCGCAGAACGCCGUUGCAAGCUCCGGGCACGGCAGGCACGAUGGAUCGACUGCUCAGCGCAAGCCAGUCACACGCCCAGCACGAGUACGAGCCGGAUAGCGACGGCGAAGAAGCUGACCUCGUCAGUGAGCUUGCCUCAAUGGUUACGCCUCAGACUGUGACGCAUUCUGCGCACGCCUCUACGUCAAGCGACGGUCAGGACGUCUUUGCUCUGCCACGAUCAACGUUGGGCCAUAAGAGAACCCGCUCUCGUACCGCACCACCCGAGGAAACCGCUUCACAUCGUCUCACUGCAUCUCAUCGAGCUAUACCAGGAUCAGAAGCUCGCCCAUCGCUGGAGACGAUGGGCCGUUCCCACACGGAUUGUCAGCUGAGCUCUGGUCAUGUCCAUUUGACACCAGGCGCAUCAAUGGCCACUCCUGUAGGCUCUACGCCACGUCACCUGCUGAAAGUACAAGCGUCCGAAUCGGAUAUACCUAGUCCGCUGAUGGCCCAGAUCAGACAGCUUAAUGAGCAAUCUUACAGUCCCCUUCGUCAAAUGGGUGAUCUGUCUUCGCCAGCCUCACGCACAUUAGGCUCGCAUUACUCCUCACUGCACGGCAGUGCUCACAAGCGCACUGUUUCUCAGAACGAGCGCGAAGGCGCCUCAUACCCCGGCGACCUGCUAUCAUCUUCGGCGCGCAUGGAUCACUUACUCUCGCAUUUCAAUCAGGUAGAUCGUCGACAAGCGACCUUCGAGCAGAGCUCACCAGGCGAGUCGUAUGCUUCGACUCCUGUCAAUUGCGAGUCUUCGCCUGUUGUUGCGAUGAUCAGCCCCACAGAUAAAUCUAAUAAUAUGCCGUCGCGCAAGGGCAAGGGCAGUAGGCGACCAGAAUCGUACGAGCAGAGCCUCGCUCCGCAGUCCUCGCAGACAUCGCAUUCAUCGUACUCAAUGUCGGCCAAGUCAAGUCCCGAGUCGUCCUACUCUGAGCAUUUGCCGCCACCCAAGCGACAAAAGGGCGCGUCGAGCAAGGCGCAACAAAUCGUCGUUUCGAGCGGCGACGCUCCGGCUGUUGCACGUGGUAAUGAAGUCACCGGCGGUCGGUAUGGCAUCCCACGACAAUGGCCCCAAGGCGAAGAACGCAAGCAGAAGCCAGUGUUUAGCUACGCAGCCUUGAUCGGACAGGCCAUCUUUUCGACGCCGAAUGCCAGGAUGUCUCUUGCCGACAUCUAUAGCUGGAUCAUGAGCAUCUACCCCUACUACAAGAAAGGCGAUGCCGGCUGGCAAAAUUCAAUCCGACACAAUCUCAGUCUGAACGACUGCUUCGUCAAGACGGUCAGAGGCAAAGAUCAGCCUGGCAAGGGCUGCCUAUGGGGUAUCGCUGCCGGCACCGAAGAGCAAUUCAUCGAUGGAGGCUUCUUCAAGCGGGGCCCGCCCGUCAUGAAAAGCGCUCGCCCCAAAGCACCGAAAGCGAGUCCUGCGCCGCUCGAGGUAGCAAUCGCAACAAAUGCAGAACACAGCCAAUGUGUCCCUGCCUUUGUUGCUAGCUCGUCGAGUCCUCAGCUGUCGCGCCCUUCGCCUGAGCUUUCGCGCAGCAGUGCAGAUAAGCAAAACAAGCGCUCAAAGCAGCUCAAGUCUGGCGUGCUACCUACGCCUAGCUACGCCUCGCCGCCCGCAUCUCUCGAUCAUACAGCCCGCAGAUCAGAGCGUUACGCUGACGACGAUGAUAAUGCCAUGCGACAGAAGCGCGCUCGAGUCUUUGGUCGAACUCAAGCAGAGGCUAUAAGCUCACCUGCCGUUGUCUCAUCGCCGCCGUCCAAUGUGCUCGGCCGGAUGUCGUAUCAUCGUCACAGGCCAUCCGUGGGCAACGAUGCAGCCUCUCGCGUCUCACUGUUUCUGUCACCGCCAACGACGCCUGCUGAUCUGCCAGCAGCCGAUCAGGACUGUCCUACCGAGCACAAAGAACCCACCUCACCUCAUCCGAUGAUGCUACCUGCGCACGAGAUUAAGCCGGGCCCACUAGCUCGCUCGAGCUACGCUCGAGCAACGUCGCCUUCAGAGUUGCCGAUGCGUCUGCCGCCCGUUUCUCCGGUCGCAGUAAAUACCCACUCGCCAGUUUCAUCUGUUCGUGGCAGCACAAUGAUGAGUAAUGGCUACCAGGCUUCUCCCGGCACCAACCAUUAUCGACAGCGUACCUCGUCGCUGCGAAGUCCAAAGCCUUCGUCUGCUCGAUUCGCUAGCACAGGUUUCACGCCUCGCCUGCCUAGCAUUGCAAGCCAUAUGGCAGAGAAUGGCGGCUCGUCUCUUCGCACGCCACCUCGCCUAGGACGCUCGUCUUUCGCCAGUCCUGCAAAGAAUCGCCUGCUGCAAUCUCAGAAGAGCUCGGGACAGCUGCAAAGCAUCACGUCCACACCAGCUGGGCUGGUCAAGGGAUACUUUGCCACUCCCGAUGUCGCGGGAGUUAGUGCAGCCGCAAUGGGCGAAUGCGGGCCCAAUGCAUACGCUCACGAUCCUUACGACUACGGCGGUCAGAUCGAAUGCGAAUUAGAGCGAUUCGGCGCGAUCACUCAAGCCAGCGGGCACCAAGGCCACUCGCGAUCGGACUCGCUGAGCCGGCCGAUCUACUUUCCAUCGCCGUCGCAAACGACACCUAGACUUCAGUCCCAUGCGAGCUUCUCGCCAUGGUAGAUUUCUAUUCACGAACGUGUAUUCCUGUGUUGUGUCAAGGAUGUAUCGGAUCGUCUGUAGCACUCAAUGGAAGCCGUUGAGCCCAUUUUGAUGAAUUAGUCUGAUAGGACCCGCGCAGUAUCGCCCUCCGGUGACACCGUCGACUGCAACAC